Rangifer tarandus platyrhynchus (Svalbard reindeer) is the source of this 423-nucleotide messenger RNA. NCBI's taxonomy places the organism in Eukaryota, Metazoa, Chordata, Mammalia, Artiodactyla, Cervidae. The record is from the annotation of a GenBank genome assembly.
AUGACAAGAAGAUAUAUAGGAAGAGGAGUGCGCUUAUAUUACAUAGGUGGGGAAGUUUUUGCUGAGUACCUAAGUGAUAGUGCAAUCUUUGUGCAGAGCCCCAACUGUAAUCAGAGAUACGGCUGGCACCCUGCAACCGUGUGUAAAAUUCCCCCAGGCUGUAAUCUGAAGAUCUUCAACAACCAGGAAUUUGCUGCUCUGCUGGCUCAGUCCGUUCAUCAGGGUUUUGAAGCCGUGUAUCAGCUAACUAGAAUGUGCACCAUAAGAAUGAGUUUUGUGAAAGGGUGGGGAGCAGAAUACCGAAGGCAGACGGUAACAAGCACUCCUUGCUGGAUUGAACUUCAUCUGAAUGGACCUCUGCAGUGGUUGGACAAAGUAUUAACUCAGAUGGGAUCCCCUUCACGUUGCUCAAGCAUGUCAUAA